AACGCCAAAACUACUUUCGAUUCAUCGAAACGCAGAACAAAGUUUUUAUUUUUUUCCCAGAAUCCGAGAAGCUUCUGCUGCCGUCCUGCUAUUGUAGCGGUGGCGGUGGCGGUGGCGCGGCGGCGUCUUUCUGAUUGAGUCUCCCAUCGUUCCUUCCCGAUUCGUAACCCUAAUUUCAAUUUCUGUUCAUAAUCACGAUUUAAUUCGACAGAGAAUACAGAUUUCUAGAAAAGAGAGAUAUAAGAGAUCUGAUCUACGUUGCUAGGGCGUAGUAUAGUGGGGGACAUGAUGGGAUUCUUGACGUCUUCGUUGGGCUUCUGAUCCACUGGUUUCAUUAUUCUUUAAUCUUCUCGAGACAUAGGGGCCCCUUUUCAUUGAAGAAAUUACACACACACACAGACACAGAGGGAGAUUAAUAUAUGCUUAAUAUUUGUACGUGGGCGUGGUUGUGUUUUGUACAAGGGAGACAUCGAAACGUGAAAAAGGGCUUAUUAAACUUGGGAUCUGGCUCGUCAAAUUUGGGAUUAGAUUGAGGUACCAGAAGAGUUUGGGGCAUUCAAUUAUUACACUGUUGGUGGGAGGGAAAUGUCAUUUGCCUCUAUUUUGAGAGAUCUUAAGGGGAAGAGAGGCAAAGAUAGCAAACUAAAGCAGCCAAUUGAGCAUCGAAAAUGUGAGGUAGACGAUAGAAAUUCUGAUGCUACUUGUGAGGAAUAUUCGUCGUCAUCGUCUUCAUAUUCAUCAGUGCAAGAUAGUCCAUGGGCGGGGUUGCCCCCGGAGUUACUUCUUGAUAUUAUUAGUCGAAUAGAGGCGAGUGAGACUACAUGGCCAGCCCGGAGGGCUGCAGUUUUUUGUGCAGCAGUUUGCAAGUCAUGGAGAGAAAUUACUAAAGAUGUCAUUAGGACACCGGAGGAAUGCGGUUUAUUGACUUUUCCUUCGUCGUUGAAGCAGCCAGGGCCGAGGGAUUCGUCAAUUCAGUGUUUUAUCCGUAGGGAUAGAGCCACAUCGACGUACAGAUUAUAUCUUGGAUUAAGCCCCUCUCUUUCAGGAGAGGCAAGUAAAUUGCUGUUAGCGGCGAAGAGGAUCCGAAGAACUACAAGAACAGAAUUCUCGAUAUCUUUUGCAGCAAACGAUUUUUCUCAAUCCAGCUACAACUAUGCUGGAAAAUUGAGGUCGAAUUUCUUCGGAUCCAAGUUCUACAUUCACGACUGUCAGCCUCCGCCAAGCUCCGCCAUUCAAUCCCAUGACUGCUCGCGGAACAGAAUUUCAUCAAAGAAAGUGUCGCCAAGACUGCCUAUUUGCAACUACAAAGUGGCGAGUAUAGCCUACGAACUCAACGUUCUUCGCACAAGAGGUCCAAGAAGAAUGCAAUGCACUAUGCACACAGUUCCUGCUUCGGCAAUUGAAGAAGGCGGAACAGCUCCUACUCCUCCAACAUUCAGCUAUGGAUUUGAUGAAAUUCUUUACCCCGCGACAGAUCCUGGAGCUACACCAAAGGAAUCUCCAUUCAGUUCAAUGCUUCAAUCCAGAUCAAAAGAACCAUCUCCCAAUGUGGCGAGCGAACCAUUGAUUUUGAAAAAUAAAACUCCAAGAUGGCACGAGCAGCUGCAGUGCUGGUGCCUAAACUUCAGAGGCCGAGUUACGGUUGCAUCUGUCAAGAACUUUCAGCUUGUGGCUGCAGUCAAUCCCUCGCAGAAUGUUCCAGCUUCAGAACAAGAUAAAGUGAUCUUACAAUUCGGGAAGAUUGGGAAAGACAUAUUUACCAUGGACUAUCGAUAUCCACUUUCAGCUUUCCAGGCAUUCGCUAUCUGUUUGAGCAGCUUCGAUACAAAGCCUGCUUGCGAAUAAUCGGCCGUUUUGAUUCUCUCCAUGGGAAGUGUUCUGUAAUCUUAAACAAGAAGUUGUGUGCAUACAUUUUUCCUUUUGUGACUUUUUCCUAUUUCUCAGGUGGAAUAUAAUCUGUACUACCAUCACUCUUGAGAAAGUUAAGUUCUAUUAAUAAGAUGCAAUGUUUAUAUACA
Messenger RNA from Andrographis paniculata, 2018 nucleotides. RefSeq names its product tubby-like F-box protein 5. The transcript has 6 exons. Lineage: Eukaryota; Viridiplantae; Streptophyta; Magnoliopsida; Lamiales; Acanthaceae. Bases 586 to 1845 code for a protein of 419 amino acids. Gene Ontology annotation, molecular function: protein binding. The record is from RefSeq and is a predicted model, not a curated record.